Molecule: messenger RNA, 3114 nt
Organism: Babjeviella inositovora NRRL Y-12698
Lineage: Eukaryota; Fungi; Ascomycota; Pichiomycetes; Serinales
Gene: VAS1
Product: valine--tRNA ligase
Exons: 1
Coding region: 16-3114 (1032 amino acids)
Biological process (GO): valyl-tRNA aminoacylation
Cellular component (GO): cytosol
Molecular function (GO): aminoacyl-tRNA deacylase activity; ATP binding; valine-tRNA ligase activity
Source: RefSeq, a predicted model, not a curated record
CCAGAAGCGCCAAAAAUGAAGACCGCCAAAGAGAUCGAAAGAGACCUCAAAAAGGCCGAGAAGCUCGCCAAGUUCGAGGCAAAAAAGAAGAAGCAGGACGCGGCCAAGACCGCCGCGGCCACCACCGCCAAGCCAAAGAAGGAAAAGAAGGUCGAGGAGCCAGUGCCACAAUUUGUGGACCAGACCAAGCCAGGCGAGAAGAAGAUCUUGAUUCCCUUCGAAGAUCCUUCCUUUAAGGCCUACAACCCACAAAACAUCGAGUCCUCUUGGUACUCGUGGUGGGAUUCGCAGGGUUUCCAUGCCCCCGAGUUCACUGCCUCCGGUGAUAUCAAGCCAGAGGGCGCGUUCACCAUCCCAGCACCACCGCCAAACGUCACCGGUGCCUUGCACAUCGGACACGCGUUGACCAUCGCCAUCCAGGACACCUUGAUUAGAUACAACCGAAUGAAGGGCAAGACCACGUUGUUCAUUCCAGGCUUUGAUCAUGCCGGUAUUGCUACCCAGUCCGUCGUUGAGAAGCAGUUGGCGAAGCAGGGCUUGAGCAGACACGACUUGGGUCGUGAAAAGUUUGUUGAGAAGGUCUGGGAGUGGAAAGAGGAGUAUCAUGGCAAGAUCAAGAACCAGGUUAAGAAACUUGGUGCGUCCUACGACUGGACCAGAGAGGCGUUCACCUUGGACGACGCGCGUUCUGAGGCCGUUGUCGAGGCUUUUGUUCGUCUCCACGAUGACGGAACCAUCUACAGAGCGUCCCGUUUGGUCAACUGGUCCGUCAAGUUGAACACUGCCAUCUCUAACUUGGAGGUUGACAACAAGACCGUUCCAGGCAGAACUUUGUUGGCCGUGCCAGGCUAUGAUGAGAAGAUCGAGUUCGGUGUGUUGACCUCGUUCGCCUACCAGGUCGAAGGCUCUGACGAGAAGUUGGUUGUCGCUACCACCAGACCGGAAACCAUCUUCGGUGACACCGGUGUGGCUGUACACCCAGACGACGCCAGAUACAAGCACUUGCACGGAAAGUUCGUCUUCCACCCAUUCUUGGACAAGAAGAUCCCUAUUGUCUGCGACAAGGAGGCAGUUGACAUGGAGUUUGGUACCGGUGCUGUCAAGAUCACUCCCGGCCACGACAACAACGAUUACGCCACCGGUAAGCGCCAGGGCCUCGAGGUGGUCAACAUCUUGACCGACGACGGUUUGUUGAACGAGAACUGUGGCGAAUGGGAAGGCAUAAAGAGAUUCGACGCCAGGGCCAAGGUCAUUAACUCUUUGAAGAGCAAGGGCUUGUUCGUUGAACAGCAGGACAAUGAGAUGACCAUCCCGACCUGCUCGAGAUCCGGCGACAUUAUCGAGCCGUACUUGAAGCCGCAGUGGUGGGUGUCUCAGAGCGACAUGGCUAAGGAAGCCAUCAAGGCCGUCAGAAGCGGUGCCAUCACCAUCACUCCGAAGUCCUCCGAGUCUGAGUACUUCCACUGGAUGGAAAACAUCCAGGAUUGGUGUAUUUCCCGUCAGUUGUGGUGGGGCCACAGAUGCCCGGUUUAUCUUGUGAAGAUGGACGGCUCAGAAGAUGACAACUCUUUGGACAACAACUACUGGGUCGCUGGUAGAUCGUUGGAGGAAGCCCAACAGAAGGCCAACAUCAAGUUCGCGGGCAAGAAGUUCACCUUGGAACAGGAUGAGGAUGUGUUGGACACCUGGUUCUCCUCCGGGUUGUGGCCGUUCACCACUGUCGGCUGGCCUAACACCCAGGCCGAAGACUUUAAGCGCUUCUACCCGUUGUCCAUGUUGGAGACCGGUUGGGAUAUUUUAUUCUUCUGGGUUUCCCGUAUGAUCUUGUUGAGUUUGAAGUUGACCGGCGAGAUUCCUUUCAAAGAGGUCUUCUGCCAUUCAUUGGUCAGAGAUGCCCAGGGCAGAAAAAUGUCCAAGUCUUUGGGCAACGUUGUGGAUCCUUUGGAUGUUAUUGCCGGGAUUCCGUUGCAGCAGUUGCACGACAAGUUGAAGGGCGGUAACUUGGACCCAAGCGAGCUUAUCAGGGCCGAGGAGGGCCAGAAGCAAUCAUAUCCAAACGGUAUUCCAGAGUGCGGUACUGACGCCUUGAGAUUCGCCUUGUGUGCCUACACUACCGGUGGCAGAGAUAUCAACUUGGACAUUAUGCGUGUCGAAGGCUACCGUAAGUUCUGUAACAAGAUCUACCAGGCUACCAAGUUUGCGUUGAUGCGUCUUGGCGACGACUACGUGCCACCGGCUGCCAAGGGCUUGACCGGCAAGGAGUCUUUGGUUGAAAAGUGGAUCUUGCACAAGUUGAACAUGACCAGCAAGUCUGUCAACGACGCGUUGGAUGCGCGUGACUUCCUCACUUCCACCACCGCCAUCUACGACUUCUGGUACGACUUGUGUGACGUCUACAUCGAAAACUCCAAGUACUUGAUCUUGGAGGGUUCCGAGGAGCAGAAGAAGUCUGCCCGUGACACCUUGUACACCUGUACCGACGGUGCGUUGAGAUUGAUCCACCCAUUCAUGCCGUUCCUCACCGAAGAGAUGUGGCAGAGAUUGCCAAAGCGCGCUUCGGAGACUUCCGAGACCAUCGUCACGGCUGCUUACCCAGUGUACAGCGCCUCCAUGGAUGACUCCGAGGCUUACAAGUCUUAUGAGAUGGUGUUGGAAAUCACCAAGGGUGCUAGAUCCUUGUUGUCCCAAUACAACAUUUUGAAGAACGGUCAGAUCUUUGUGGAGGCCACCACCAGCGAGAUCUACACUGUCGCCUCCAAGCAGCAGGACUCCAUUGUCUCUUUGAUUAAGGCCGUCGAGCACAUUACCGUUGUCAAAGAUGCCUCCCAGGUUCCAGAGGGCUGUGCCUUGCAAUCCGUUACUCCAGAGUGCAGCGUCCACGUUUUGGUCAAGGGCCAGGUCGACAUCGGUGCCGAGAUCGCCAAGAUUCAGAGUAAGUUGGCCAAAGCCGCCAAGGCUAAGGAAGCCAUUGUCAAGACUAUCAACGGUAAGGACUAUGCUGAAAAGGCCUCUGAUUCCGCCAAGGAGUUAAACCAGACCCGUCUCGAAGCUACCGUCGCUGACAUCGAAACAUUGGAAGCUACCAUCUCCAACUUGGAGCGUCUUAAGUUGUAG